Tupaia belangeri chinensis (Chinese tree shrew) is the source of this 3196-nucleotide messenger RNA. It is a transcript of the gene BCL2L1, whose product is annotated as BCL2 like 1. The record is from RefSeq and is a predicted model, not a curated record. Gene Ontology annotation, biological process: extrinsic apoptotic signaling pathway in absence of ligand; regulation of apoptotic process; release of cytochrome c from mitochondria. The coding region runs from base 1027 to 1728 and encodes 233 amino acids. Lineage: Eukaryota; Metazoa; Chordata; Mammalia; Scandentia; Tupaiidae. The transcript has 3 exons. Gene Ontology annotation, cellular component: mitochondrial outer membrane. Gene Ontology annotation, molecular function: BH domain binding.
GCCGCGAGGCGGCAGCCCACCCACCCCGGCCUCCGGAGAGGUGCUGCCCCCAGCCCCCGAGCCCUCCCGGGGGCGCCAGGAAGGCGCCUUGGGCCAGGCCUCAGGAAAACGUGGUCUUAGCUGUGGGGAGUCUCGAGCAGGCCUCGACCCCUCUUCCUAACCGAGAGGAGGCUCAGCGCCUCACCCUCACCCCGUCUUUGUGCAGGGCGCCGGCGGCCAUUGUGUCCGGGUGGGGAAUGGAGAACCCGGCCGCCCCCCACCGCCACGUCCAGGGCCUUUGGGGAAUUCAAAGAAAAUCAGCGGCGUUUGUGGGGGGUCUCCGGCCUUCAGCCUCCGGGAAAGGCCCGGGGGCGGCCUUUCCGAAGUCAUAUCGCAGAUCCGCGGCAGUUCCCCGCUCCCAGAGUCCCUCAUCGAAAUCUUGAGCCCCUUUGAGAAGUCCCUUCUGGGUUUUGGAAGCCUCACCCUGGGCUGGUACUUAAAUAGUAAAAAAAAAAAAAAAAAAAAACGUACUAAACUAAACCCAUACCAGCCACCUCCGGGAGAGUUCUCCUGGCUCCCAGUAGGAGGCGGAGAGCCAAGGGGCGUGCAAGAGCGAGGGGGCUGGGCUCCCCGGUGGCAGGAGGCCGCGGCUGCGGAGCGGCCGCCCUCGAUCCGGUUGAUGUAGGAGGAAGCAAGCGAGGGGGCUGGUUCCUGAGCUUCGCAAUUCCUGUGUCGCCUUCUGGGCUCCCAGCCUGCCGGGUCGCAUGAUCCCUCCGGCUGGAGCUGCUUAUUUUGCCAGCCGCCGCGAGGCCGGCUGAGUUGCAGGCAUCCCGGCCGCCACCUCCUCUCCCGGCCUAUGAUACAAAAGAUCUUCCGGGGGCUGCACCUGCCUGCUGUCGCCUGAGACGGAUUUGAAUCUCUUUCUCUCCCUUCAGAACCUUAUCUUGGCUUUGGAUCUUAGAAGAGAAUCACUAAGCAGAGCCCAGACUCAGUGAGUGAGCAGGUGUUUUGGACAAUGGACUGGUUGAGCCCAUCCCUGUUAUAAAGAUGUCUCAGAGCAAUCGGGAGCUGGUGGUUGACUUUCUCUCCUACAAGCUUUCCCAGAAAGGAUACAGCUGGAGUCAGUUUAGUGAUGUGGAAGAAAACAGGACUGAGGCCUCAGAAGGGGCUGAAUCAGAGCUGGAGACCCCCAGUGCCAUCAAUGGCAACCCAUCCUGGCAUCUGGCGGACAGUCCUGCGGUGAAUGGAGCCACUGGCCACAGCAGCAGCUUGGAUGCUCGGGAGGUGAUCCCCAUGGCAGCAGUGAAGCAAGCACUGAGGGAAGCCGGCGACGAGUUUGAACUGCGGUACCGGCGGGCAUUCAGUGACCUGACAUCCCAGCUCCACAUCACCCUAGGGACAGCAUAUCAGAGCUUUGAACAGGUAGUGAACGAACUCUUCCGGGAUGGGGUAAACUGGGGUCGCAUUGUGGCCUUUUUCUCCUUCGGCGGGGCCCUGUGCGUGGAAAGCGUAGACAAGGAGAUGCAGGUAUUGGUGAGUCGGAUCGCAACUUGGAUGGCCACUUACCUGAAUGACCACCUAGAGCCUUGGAUCCAGGAGAACGGCGGCUGGGACACUUUUGUGGAACUCUACGGGAACAAUGCAGCAGCCGAGAGCCGGAAGGGCCAGGAGCGCUUCAACCGCUGGUUCCUGACAGGCAUGACUGUGGCCGGCGUGGUUCUGCUGGGCUCGCUCUUCAGCCGGAAAUGACCAGACACUGACCACCCACUUACCCUCCUGCCCCCACCCUGCCCCACCACAUCCCUCCGUCCAGCCACCAUUGCCACCAGGAGAACCACUACAUGCAUAUCACACCCAUCCACCAUCACAGGGUUGGGCCUAAACUUGGUCCCCUGCAGUUAGUUUUCUAGAAUCUACCACGCUUCUGUGAGAGCCACCCUUGCCGACACCUCAGUUCUCUUGGCCUCACAAUCCAGAGUUUCCCCCAAACCUGCCCCACUGAAGCUGGCAGAUGUGGGGGGAGUUUGUGCUGGGGGCGGGAGGGCCCUGCCUGAUUGGUGGACCCUCACCCUUUCACCUCCAAGAAUGCUUUCCUGCCAGGGAGCUGAAAAGUUUUCUGAACCUCUUCGCCAGAAAGAAAGACUAGAUUGCCUUUGUUUCGAUGUUUGUGGCCUCAGAAUUUAUCAUUUCCCAUUGACCCUAGACCUGGGUUCCCCUUCUUUCCAUCCCUACCCCCAGAGCCAUUUGGGGGCCAGUUUUGACUAAUUAGGUGUUCAGGCUGCUUAGAAUAAAGAAGCAAAGAUGGGGACUCCCUCCCCACCUCUGGCCUGGCCAAAGUCCCCACUUCCAGUCUGAAUGUUUUCCAGAGGUCUCUGACUAGAGGCCCCACCCCAGAGGGAGGGGGCUACAGCUGCAGGAAGCACCCCAUGCCAAAGCUAAGGUGGCCCUUGCAGUUUUGCACCAGCCUAGUCCCUUCCCCUCUCCCAGCUCCCCUGACCAUGACCAAGGGACCAACAGGGCCCAAGCAGGUGCCCAGAGCUGUUGAUGGCCUCAGCUGCCUCACUUCCUGCACGGAGAUCAGCCUUGGCAUCUUUGCCUUGGGCUGCUUCCCAUGGGGUCCAGGUGUUGAGGGGCCUUGGCCCAGAGGUGAAGGGGGGCUAUAGGAGCAGCUAUGGGAGCCCUAGGGUCUUCCCUACCUCAGGCAGGAAGCGCAGGAAGGAGAGCCUGGUUCUCGGGGUGGAGGUGGGGAGGGGUCAGUCCCGCCUGGCCGGGCAGAUUUGCCCAACCCCGUCCAGCCUGGGCAGCUGGGCUGCCAGGGCCAGAAUGGCCUCAGGAGUCCUUCAGGCCUGUCUCUCCUCUGUUCCACCCUUGGCCUGUCAUCUCUGGGGGGCCUAGCCCAGCCCUGGCCAUCCCGGGCUCUCUGCUGUACAUAUUCGAGACUAGUUUUUAUUCCUUGUGAAGAUGAUAUACUAUUUUUGUUAAGCGUGUCUGUAUUUAUGUGUGAGGAGCUGCUGGCUUGCUGUGCGUGUGCACGUGGAGAGCUGGUGCCCGGAGAUUGGACGGCCUGAUGCUCCCUUCCCCUGCCCUGGUCCAGGGAAACUGGCUGGGGUCCUGACUCCUGAGGGGCACCUGUCCCUCCCCCAACCCCCUUGCUCUUUGAAAUAGUCGGUGUGAAAGUGAAAGUGCAGUUCAGUAAUAAACUGUGUUACUUCAGUGA